AUGUCAUUUUUUAGAAGAAACGAGCUAUUAAAUAAGCAGCAAUACGCGUACCAACAUGGCCGCUCGACGAUAGACGCAGCCAGAGACGUCGUGGAGAGGGUGAUGAAACACCUGGAGGGGCGGAGGCAGGUCGCAGCUAUAUUCUGCGACCUGUCACGCGCCUUCGAGUUGGUGAGUCAUUCUCUGUUGCUAGCCAAACUUGACCACUACGGCGUUACAGGUGGCUUUUACGACACGAUUGUGUCAUUCCUCUCCAACAGGCAGCAGCUGACAUCCAUAUGCGGUGCCAGGUCGGAUCUGCUGGAUCUGGGUGAGCGUUCCGUACCACAGGGUUCGAGUAUGGGUGACCAGAACCGCAAGUGA
This is a messenger RNA of Cydia fagiglandana, 363 nucleotides long. RefSeq lists its product as uncharacterized. Bases 1 to 363 code for a protein of 120 amino acids. The record is from RefSeq and is a predicted model, not a curated record. Lineage: Eukaryota; Metazoa; Arthropoda; Insecta; Lepidoptera; Tortricidae. The transcript has a single exon.